CAUGUUGACUUCCCUUGAGAUUUCCCGGCUAGAUGCAUAUCAGAAAAAAAUCUCAUCUGUGUUCGAAGACACUUUGUUCUUUAUUAAAGCAACCAUUUUAACUACAUAAUAUAAGCUUUAAAAUUUAUACCACACAUUGAAAAGUAAUUAUACUUAACUGGAUAAUACAGACCCUUAUAUUUUGCACUUGUAUUGAUUCGGGUUGACUGCGUUCUCUAGACUUUGUUUCCAGAAAGAAAGAGAAAUGUAUAUUUUACUUUUUUGUAUUAUCAUUUUUGGCAAAAUGGCCAUAACUAUAAAUCUUCGCAUACUGGAGCAGCAAAACUGUUCGCAGGAGGGCCUGAGAUGCAGCGUAAAUAUAAGCCUAAGUAACUGUUUGGAUGAGCGAUGGAAGAGGCCAAGCUGGGAUUGUCCCACUGGACCAGUGUGGGAGUGCAAGGCCAGUGCGAGACGGGAUGAGAUGGGCCAUCUUGUGCCGGUGCUGAUGGUGGAGUGGAGGGCAAGGAGAGAUGGGAGCAUAGAUGCCUUAAAGGGAGCAGAGGUGCAAGUCACCGAGGCAGGUAGCGGUCAGAGAGUUUGCAUCCAAUAUGUCUUCCAUGACGUAAUAAAAAGGAUGGUCAACCCUCAUGGAGAGUCGUGGUCGUUCUCAAUGGAUAGAGUGACAGUCCUCCCAGGACAGACAUACACAGUCUCUGUGUCACACCUGCCAAAGCCAGACGUAGGGCAUAUGGAGGAAAAUCGGACAUAUACUGUCCCAGGUUGCAGAGAUACCACACUGCAAGAAACUGAAGUGUGUGUGGACCACGGCAGCCUAUGGAAACCCAACAUUACCUGGGAUAUAUCAGCCUCCCCACAAUUUACAGCUGUGGUCAGCGUGGCUUUCAGUGCUGGGAAGUUCUGUGACAAGUACCGGGUGUCAAUCCACUACUCGGGUGUUAAUCAGUCCCUGACUGUCUGGAAGCAGGAAAACCAGACUUCCAUGAAUGUGAGCUUCUCUGUGGGUCCAUGGCAUGAGCCCUGCUGUGAGCUCAUCGCAAUACAUUUGGUGCCUACAUGUGUUUCCGACUUGAACUCCAUCACCAUUCCAAUGUCUUUCCGCUCCAAAAAUAUUAAUUACUGUUUUCAGCCUCUUUUGUCUCUCCAGGAAGAUCAGCUGGGCAAAUGCAUUGCAAAAGGUCCUGAUGAAUUCAGUCUCGGCCAUAGUCUGACUGCUCUGAUCUUUGGACUCACCUUGACUUGUGUGCUCCUAGCUUUUUUACUACACAAAAAUCGCCGGAAAGCUGCCUACUUGGAGGAAAACAGCUUAGAAGAUUCAGGCCACUUCUCCUCAAUUCCAGCAGAACCACAGCAACACUCUCAAGUGAAAAGCAAAAGAAAAGUGCUCGUCAUCUACUCUCUGGACCAUGCCCUGUACAGGGAGAUUGUGCUCAAGCUGAGUGCCUUUCUGAGGGCUAGAUGUGGUACCGAUGUGGUUCUGGACAUGCUGGACACAGCAGAGCUGGGCACAGUGGGCCGCAUGCAGUGGCUGGACUGGCAGAAGCAGCAGAUGGAGAAGUCUUCCGACAAGAUCAUCAUCCUGUGCUCCCGGGGAGUGCAGGCCAAGUGGAACGCCAUGUGUGGCGGGAGAAGGGUGAUGUUGAAAGAGGAUGUGCGCUCUCCCACCGGGGACAUGCUCACUCCCGCUUUCAGCCUCAUCAUGCCAGAUUUGCUGCAUCCGGAUGCAAUUGGGAAGUACAUAGUGGCUUACUUUGAUGAUGUCUCUUCUGAGGAUGAUGUUCCCUCACCCUUCAACAUCACCGUCAAGUACAAGCUAAUGAAGCACUUUGAAGAGCUCUACUUCCGAAUCCUGGACAAAGAGAAAUAUGAGCCCAGGAAGGUGAAUCGCAUCGAAGGUAUAGCUCAGGAUGAAUACUUCAAUUGUCCCUCGGGAAGAGCCUUGAGGGACGCCAUUGAGGCAUUCCAAGCCUACCAGCUUGAGCACCCUGACUGGUUUGUGAAGGAGUGCGUGGAUAGUGAGGAUGAUGCUCUAGAUACAGACCUGCAGUGCCCUCUUCUUGUAGAGAUGCCAAAUAGCUCCGUCUUGCAGUGUGUGCCAGAGUGUAAGGAAGGGCCUCCUGUCUUUUUCAACACAUUAGAUGUGAAUGAGGAGUCUGGGAGCAUUUUUCAACUCACUCCCCUGAUAGAGAAUGGAAAAGGAAAUGUAUUCUCCCAACAUGUUGAUCCAGUUGCUUAUUCAGAGGGAAACCAGGUAUGGUCUGCAUGCUCAGCCGCUCAACUGGAUGACAGAAGUGUGUAUCCCAUGCCCUCAGCUGUUCAGCCGCAGCAAAGUCAGGUAUAUUCUGUAAAACCAGCUGAUCAGGUAGAGAAAGGCCAGCUAUGCUCUGUAUACGCAGCUGUAGAAGAUAUUCAGAGGCUCUAUACAGGUUCUGUUCACCCCACGUUCUCUAGUAAUGUAGCCAUGCAGGAGCUCGCUCCCCCAGCACUGGCCUGGGAUCAGGAGAUUCCUGAAACAGAACAUCUCCACGUGGAGGACCACGAAGAUGAGCCAGUCUCCCAUUGCCUCUCAGCAGAUGUACUGCAGAAGCUGAUGGCUCUUCAGCAGUCAUCGUUGGGGUCUAGGACUUCUCAGGUUCCCUCUUCUGUGGAGGACAAAUUCCCAUAUGGACAGCAGGCAGCAGGUGUCUAUGCUUGGAAUAAGUCACAGAGUGGCUCAGAUCAGGGCUACAUCUCCAGGACCUCCCCCCAGCAGGACUCUCCUCUCAGGGAGGACUUUCAGGACCAGCUGGAUGCUUUCUCCAGGCUGCAGGACACCAAUUUGUCUCAUAGCAUCAAGCCCCCAAGUCACCCAGAUGGAACUCUUGGUAACUCAGGAGAUCAUAAGAGAUAAUAAUGAAGUAAAUGAACAAAAUAAUGGUCCAGAACGGACCUUACAUUCCUGCAUGGAACGUUAACUCAUGUGACAUACACCUACAUAAAAUGGACCCUAUAGUGCACAAUGAGCCACGAGCAUGUAAGCUAGAUGUUAAAUGGUAGACCACACAAAUAGGUAACAACCGAAGCAGCGAUUGCAACCAUCUUCGUAUAUAAGUGAGCCAGAUUGUGGACAAGUGUAAUGGCAAGAUCAGUCUAAAAUGUAUUUUCUGUGCUUCCUGGAUUUUAGGUUUAAUGCUUUUGUUAAAAAAGGCAAAGAAUUUUGUAAAAUGUCUUCUGUGGUUAUCAGGUGUUAAAUCAGUUUCUGGUGGCAGAUGUGUAUGUACUGUAUAUGCAGUGGAGAAAAAAAUAUUGUACAUCACGUUACUUGAAUGUCGGUUGCAGAAUUUAAUUAUUCAUAUUUGAAGGUGUGCUGUAAAUAUGCAAUUUACUUUAUAUAUAUCUAUACCAGGGGUCUCCAACUCCGGUCCUGGAGAGCUGCUAUCCAGUAGGUUUUCUGUCCCACUUGGCUUCUGAUGAGCCACACCUGGUCCUGGUAUUUACCUGAGAACAGGUGUGGCUUAUUAGAAGCCAGAUAUGAUAGAAAACCUACUGGAUAGUAGCUCUCCAGGACCGGAGUUGGAGACCCCUGAUCUAUACGCUUUUUAUCAAACUGUCACUUGGCAUGUUGUUCUUAUGGUGAUUCACUAAAUCAGAAACAUUAAAAAUGUAACGUUCCAAAAAAUUACAACUGAAAAUACUUUUGCAAAAAAUAUGUCAUGAUAUAAUCUUGAAGGCCAUUAAUGCAUUAGGUGUAAAUUUUAAAUAUAAUUUUUUAUUAAA
Paramormyrops kingsleyae is the source of this 3753-nucleotide messenger RNA. The record is from RefSeq and is a predicted model, not a curated record. Lineage: Eukaryota; Metazoa; Chordata; Actinopteri; Osteoglossiformes; Mormyridae.